Molecule: messenger RNA, 1139 nt
Organism: Meriones unguiculatus (Mongolian gerbil)
Lineage: Eukaryota; Metazoa; Chordata; Mammalia; Rodentia; Muridae
Product: aldo-keto reductase family 1 member C1-like
Exons: 8
Coding region: 67-945 (292 amino acids)
Biological process (GO): doxorubicin metabolic process; daunorubicin metabolic process; prostaglandin metabolic process
Cellular component (GO): cytosol
Molecular function (GO): bile acid binding; androsterone dehydrogenase [NAD(P)+] activity; ketosteroid monooxygenase activity
Source: RefSeq, a predicted model, not a curated record
GUUACAGUAUUGUCCUGUUACUCUGUACCCAGUGACAGCAGGAAAAACAGAAGCGGAGAGUGCAGAAUGAAUCCCAACUGUUCUGCAGAACUAAGUGACGGCCACCGCAUUCCUGUGCUCGGCUUUGGAACCUUUGCCCCAGAGGAGGUUCCCAAGAGUCUGGUUAAGGAGGCUACCAAAAUAGCUAUAGGUGCUGGCUUCCGCCAUAUUGAUUCAGCUUAUUUCUACCAAAAUGAGGAGGAGGUGGGGCUAGCUAUUCGAAGCAAGAUUGCUGACGGCACUGUGAAGAGAGAAGAUACAUUCUACACUUCAAAGCUUCCCUCCAUAUGUCACAGACCAGAGCUGGUCCAGCCUUGCUUGGAAGAGUCACUGAAAAAGCUUCAGCUGGAUUAUGUUGACCUCUAUCUCAUUCAUUUCCCAGUAUCAUUGAAGCCAGGCAAUGGUCUUCACCCAACCGAUGAAAACGGGCAAUUAUUAUUGGACACAGUGGAUCUCCGUGACACAUGGGAGGCCAUGGAGAAGUGUAAGGAUGCAGGGUUGGCAAAGUCCAUUGGGGUGUCCAACUUCAACCGCAGGCAACUGGAGAUGAUCCUGAACAAGCCGGGGCUCAAGUAUAAGCCUGUGUGCAACCAGGUAGAAUGUCAUCCUUAUCUCAACCAGAGCAAACUUUUGGAUUACUGCAAGUCAAAAGACAUUGUUCUGGUUGCCUAUGGUGCUCUAGGCACCCAACGGUGUAAGCCAUGGAUAAAUGAGAAUGCCCCCUAUCUCUUGGAAGACCCCGUUCUUUGUGCCAUGGCGGAAAAGCACAAGCAAACUGCAGCCCUAAUUUCCCUCUGGUGUCUGCUGCAGCGUGGGAUUGUGACUCUCGCCAAGAGUUUCAAUGAGAAGCGGAUCAAGGAGAACAUGAAGUACUGCUGCCCACCCCAAUUAUCCAUAUUCGGAUGAGUAUUGACAUGGAAACCUUCGUCAUGACCUCAUCCUGAAGGGAGCAUUGUGGGACACGCUGUAGAUACUGAUGGACGUCACCUCUGGUCAAUGCUGCGAGCCAACCCACACUCAGCCGGAUGGAGAGGGGUGGCCAUGGGGUUUCUGUGAGACUUUGAAGCCAAUAAAGUUUUGGUCUGUGAGGUACAUGUAAA